AAUAAGAAUCGAAUAGUGAUGUAUUUGCUUCAAUUCGAUUCGUAUACACCCCUAGCUUACGUCACACUAGUAAUUCUUAAUUUUUAAACGUUCAUUUUUGUGAGUUGGGCCUAUAGAAUUCUAAAUUUUUAAAACAAGGUUCUCCGCACAGUCGAUCGGAGACCACAAGAGUCCUGUCCAGCGCGACGAUUUUAGCGAGAUAACCAGGUCUGCAUACCAUUCUUUUUCAGUUUAUCAAUUGCGUUAAAUAACAUCUUUAAUUUUUGAAGUGUAUUUAUAUGAUUUAAUAUUGAAGUGUAAUAAAUCUGUGUUCUUUGUUGAGUCUUGCUACUUUGAAUUACCUCUUGGUGAUUACAUUAUUUGAUACUUAGAAAUAUUUUAGUUUAAAGUUAUGCCCACCAAGUGUUUGAUGAAAUGCCACACUUAACAAGAAGGCGAGACAACAAUAUACUUUUGGGUUUUUUUUAAUAUCUUUAUACUCUGUUCUGUUUUUUGAACUGGUUCAUACUUGAGUCCUUUUUUCUGGUUUUGUUUUGGUUCACCAAGUGUUUGAUGAACUGAUUUUUUUUGUAUUAUGCUCUGCUCUUUAUGCGUGAACUGCUUUAUACUUGAAUUGGUUUAUGCUUGAACUGAUUUUUAUGCUCUGUUCUUUGGUUCACCAAGUGUUCUCUUUUUUGUAGCCAUUAAACAAAUAUGUAUUCUGUUCUUGAAGCCAUUAAACAAAUAUGUAUUCUGUUCUUUGGUUCACCAAGUGUUCUGUUUUUGAAGCCUUUUUUUGGUUUUAUGCUCUGUUCUUUGGUUCACCAAGUGUUCUGUUUUUUGACGAGGACUAUGAUAACAAUUCCUCAAUCUCUGAGGAUAUCAAUAACGACGAUGACCAUGAAAUGAGCGGUGAGGAAUCUGAGGAUGACAAUUAUUCUGAGCAUGAGAGUAAUGAUGAGGAUCGUGACAUCAGUGGCAAAAACCUUAAAGGUGAUGAAACUGAAACAAUUUCACGCGAACGUCACCGUAAGCGUGUUCGUGCAAUCCCUCGAGAGGAGUGGCCCAAGGAUGAAUCUGGAUGAUGGAUUCUUCGCUGUGUUGGAAACGGGUGGGUUCCAUCACAACCGGGAGUAGAUGCUUUGAACGAUGCAAUUAUGAGCUCGUAUGGGGAUGCUUGGCAGAGUUGGACUUUGGUGCCUGAAGAUGUUAAGGCCAGAUGGUGGGAUUUUUUAAAGGAGCGAUGUACCUGGAAUUCCAUUCGUGCUGACACCAUGAAAAACAUUGGAAACACAAGGGAUCAAAGCGUCUUUCUAGUUUGCUUUGCCAUGCAAGAGCUGCGAACAAAAGGCCAAAUUGGUGUGGAGAGGCUGCUUGAAAUGACUUAAAAACGUACUGGUCUACAAAAAAAUAUAAAAUAAUAUAUAAUCAGAAUUUGAAGAAUCGAGGUUCCGCUAAAGGGGGAGCACUCCACACCACUGGCUGCGUCUCACACCUCGAUGUAAUUGAGCAAAUGGUAUGAUUAGCAUUAAGAAAAUACUUAAUUAAAUUCUUUUAUUCCAUAUAUACUAUUCUUUGAGUAACUUUUGAGGCUUAUUAUGGAUGGUUGGGAAAUAACCUCUCUUUGUGUGUUUCUUAUUAUGGUCAAGCAUAUACUUGACCAGUCAUAUAUAUAAGAAUUGCAGCAAGUGUGAUCUGGAGGCUUAGACAACUGCCAAGUCUGGGAAAUAACAUCUCUGUGUUUCU
Messenger RNA from Cuscuta campestris, 1725 nucleotides. NCBI's taxonomy places the organism in Eukaryota, Viridiplantae, Streptophyta, Magnoliopsida, Solanales, Convolvulaceae. The record is from the annotation of a GenBank genome assembly.